Messenger RNA from Lindgomyces ingoldianus, 192 nucleotides. RefSeq lists its product as uncharacterized. The annotation marks the transcript as partial. The record is from RefSeq and is a predicted model, not a curated record. NCBI's taxonomy places the organism in Eukaryota, Fungi, Ascomycota, Dothideomycetes, Pleosporales, Lindgomycetaceae. The transcript has a single exon.
UUGCGAUACCUAGGCUUGUUUAACUUAGCUUGUUUUGUAGCAAGCGUUGUUGCCAUUAAAAUUGAUGGGGUCAAGCCUCCUCUAGCUGCGCUGCGCGGACUGCUCAUCCCAAGGGGAUAUGUGAAGGUUUACAAUGUGAGAGGUAUCGAGCAGGAAACACAGGUCACAGAGAGGGAAUGCAGGAUAGGGGGG